GCCUCCCACUUUCCUUCUUCCUACAGAUAAAGCAGACUCUUUACCUUGCUCUGAGCACCAACCCAAUGGCGUUGUUCCCGGCGUUGCUGUUUCUGGCUGCUGUGUUGCUUCCAUUCUUUCCUGCAAAUGGACAGAAGCCAGGUUUUGCUGCGAUGGCAACCGGCCGAAGAGAAGUGCAAAAAGAGAUUGUAAAUAAACACAAUGAAGUAAGAAGAUCAGUCUCUCCACCGGCCAGAAACAUGCUGAAGAUGCAAUGGGACAGCAAGGCAGCAGCAAACGCCCAACGGUGGGCAAACAAGUGUGUUCUCAAGCACAGUUCCUCACAGGAUCGAAAAGUUGGUAAAAGAAGCUGUGGUGAGAAUCUCUUUAUGUCAAGUCAGCCUAAUUCAUGGUCAUAUGCAAUCCAAAAGUGGUUCGAUGAGGGAAAUGAUUUUAUCUAUGCUAUGGGACCAAAACAAAAGAAUAUAGUGGUUGGACAUUAUACCCAGGUUGUUUGGUACUCGUCUUACCGUGUUGGAUGUGGAGUUGCCUAUUGUCCCAACGAACGAAGUCUGAAAUACUUCUAUGUUUGCCAAUAUUGUCCCAGUGGUAAUAUUGUUGGCAGAAGCCUUACUCCCUACCUAAAAGGAACACCUUGUGCCAGCUGCCCUGGUCACUGUGACAAUGGAUUAUGCACCAAUGCUUGCGAGUAUGACGAUAUGUAUUCUAACUGUAAAGAUUUGAAGAACCAAUUGAGCUGUGGAAAUGAUUUUGUCAAGACGAAUUGCAAAGCUGCCUGCAAUUGUUCAAAAAAAAUUUAUUAAAUGCCCAGUAUAGACUGAUCAUGGUUAAGGGGAAGGGAGCCACAUCUACUUACACUUGACAUUUAUUAGCAAAGAAAUCAUAUACAUGUUAACUAUAAAUUUGAUUCCAAAUAGUUAUAUCUUUUUCUCCUGGGUCUGCUUUUUACUUUACAUAAAUGUCUUUCAUCCAAAGAAGA
This is a messenger RNA of Myotis lucifugus (little brown bat), 979 nucleotides long. RefSeq names its product cysteine-rich secretory protein 3. The transcript has 8 exons. Lineage: Eukaryota; Metazoa; Chordata; Mammalia; Chiroptera; Vespertilionidae. Gene Ontology annotation, cellular component: extracellular region. Bases 66 to 803 code for a protein of 245 amino acids. The record is from RefSeq and is a predicted model, not a curated record.